Xiphophorus maculatus (southern platyfish) is the source of this 3677-nucleotide messenger RNA. It is a transcript of the gene vcpip1, whose product is annotated as valosin containing protein interacting protein 1. Gene Ontology annotation, molecular function: cysteine-type deubiquitinase activity. The record is from RefSeq and is a predicted model, not a curated record. Gene Ontology annotation, biological process: Golgi reassembly; protein ubiquitination; endoplasmic reticulum membrane fusion. The transcript is spliced from 3 exons. NCBI's taxonomy places the organism in Eukaryota, Metazoa, Chordata, Actinopteri, Cyprinodontiformes, Poeciliidae. The coding region runs from base 186 to 3662 and encodes 1158 amino acids.
AUUACGUAGGGACGUUUAGCAACGGUCAGUUGCUAAAAGAAAGCCAGCCGCUUCCGUGUUGUUCUGGUGUUAUUCUGGUUGAAAACAGUCGUUAGCGCGGUCAGAGCUGACCUGACAGCCUCUCUGCGGGGUUAUUAUCAUGGUUCUGUGAAGCUUGGAGACAUUUUCACCUCAUUUUUCCCGAAAUGUCGCUGCUGCAGAGCUCCAAGAAGAAAGACAAGCGCAUUCUGUGCGGGACCUGCCCGGACCCGAAAUGCCAGGCGCGGCUCUUCUUCCCCGCUCACGGCUCCAUCAGCAUCGAGUGCACGGAGUGCGGCCAGCGGCACGAGCAGAGCGGCCUGCUGAACGUGGAGGAGGUCACCGACCCGGACGUGGUGCUCCACAACCUGCUCAGAAACGCCCUGCUCGGCGUCACCGGGGCCCCGAAGAAGGGGACCGAGCUGGUGAAGGUGAUGGGGCUGUCCAACUACCACUGCAAGCUGCUGUCCCCGGUGCUGACCCGCUACGGCAUGGACAAACAGACCGGUAAAGCCAAACUGCUGAAAGACAUGAACCAGGGGGAGAUCUUUGACUGCUCCCUGCUGGGGGACCGUGCCUUCCUCAUAGAGCCGGACCAUGUCACCACCAUGGGGUACGGCAAAGACCGCUCCGGGAGCCUGAUCUACCUCCACGACACCCUGGAGGAGAUAAAGAAGGCCAAUGGCAGCAGAGAGUGUCUCAUCCCGGUGCACGUGGACGGAGAUGGACACUGCCUGGUCCAUGCUGUGUCCAGAGCCCUGGUGGGCAGGGAACUGUUCUGGCACGCACUGAGAGAAAACCUGAAGCAGAACUUCAAGCAGAACCUGGAUUGCUACAAAAACCUGUUCCAGGACUUUAUUGACGCCGCAGAGUGGGAGGACAUCAUCAAUGAGUGCGACCCCCUGUUCAUCCCCCCCGAAGGCGUCCCAUUGGGACUGCGUAACAUCCACAUAUUCGGGCUGGCCAACGUCCUCCACCGGCCCAUCGUCCUGCUGGACUCCAUGAGCGGGAUGAGGAGCUCUGGCGACUACUCUGCCACCUUCCUGCCCGGACUUGUCCCAGAGGAGCAGUGCAAGGGGAAGGACGGGAAGCCAAACAAACCCAUCUGCAUCGCCUGGAGCAGCUCCGGCAGGAACCACUACGUUCCUCUGGUGGGCGUCAAGAACACGGUUCUCCCCAAGCUGCCGCCCCGCCUGCUGCCGAAGGCCUGGGGCGUCCCGCAGGAGCUCAUCAGGAAGUACAUCAAGCUGGAGCCGGACGGGAGCUGCGUGAUCGGAGGUGACCGCAGCCUGCAGGAUAAGUAUCUGAUGCGGCUGGUGAACGCCAUGGAGGAGGUGUUCAUGGAGAAGCACAGCAUCCACCCGUCGCUGGUGGCCGACGUUCACCAGUACGUCUACCGGCGGACCGGCGUGAUCGGCGUCCAACCGGAGGAGGUGACGGAGGCUGCCAAGAAGUCCGUGAUGGAGAACCGUCUGCACCGCUGCCUGAUCUGCGGCGCCCUCUCUGAGCUACACAUCCCGUCCGAGUGGCUGGUACCGGGCGGGAAGCUCUACAACCUGGCCAAGUCCACGCACGGACAGCUGCGGCCCGACAAGAACUACAGCUUCCCCCUCAACAACGUGGUGUGCUCCUACGACCCCCACAGGGACUUCCUGGUCCCGGACUACAAACUGAGCUCCCUGAACACCUGCACCUGGUGCCACGGGACGUCGGUGCGGCACAUCCGCGGGAAUGGGUCGGUGGUGUACCUGGACGGGGACAGAACCAACAGCCGGUCACAGGGGGGGAAGUGUGGCUGCGGCUUCAAGCACUACUGGGACGGGAAGGAGUACGACAACUUGCCCGAAGCCUUCCCCAUCACCCUGGAGUGGGGGGGCAGGGUGGUCCGGGAGACCGUGUACUGGUUCCAGUAUGAGACGGACCCGACGCUGAACAGCAACGUGUACGACGUGGCCAUGAAGCUGGUCACCAAGCAUUUCCCUGGAGAGUUUGGCAGUGAGAUCCUGGUGCAGAAGGUGGUGAACACCAUCCUGCACCACACGGCCAAGAAGAACCCGGAUGAGUACAACCCGGUGUCCAUCGACGGGGCCCACGCCCAUCGCCUCGGCGACGGGACGGAGGUGCCGCCGCCGCCGGACCCCCAGCUGCCCACCAAGAUCAUUCUGACGGGUCAGAAAGCCAAGACACUCCACAAGGAGGAGCUGACGAUGAGCCGGGCGGAGCGCAGCCUCCAGCAGAGCAUCAGCGAGCAGGCCUUCGUCUCCCAGAAGAGACGCUCCGACAAGCUGAAGCACGACCCCAAAGGUCAGGGCCGGACCUCGUCCCCCAGCGGCUCCCCGGAAACCUCCUCCUCCUCAGCUCCCGCCACCCCCACCAAGACCUCCUCCCCCUCUUCCUCCUCCAACAAGGAGAAGAAGAUCCGGGUGACGACCAGCGACGGGCGCCAGGCCAUGCUCACCCUGCCGGCCCUCACCACCUUCGCUGAGCUGCGCCGGAGCAUCGCCAAGCAGUUCGACGUGCCGCCGCCGCAGCAGUGCAUCCGCUACGGCUUCCCCCCCAAAGAGCUGCUGCCGCCCCGGGACGGCGAGGAGAACGAGCCGGUGGCCCUGCAGCACGGCGACAGGGUGACGGUAGAGAUCCUGAGGGGCCCUGAGGACAGGGGCCCCGGGGCCCCCAUCACCAGGGCAACCAGCUCACACUCCGCCCUGCACUCGGCGAAGAGCGAAGACGCGGUGACCAGCGGCCGGACGAGCAGCCGGGAGAUCCAGGAGAGCAUCGACCUGGAGAUGUCCUCCCUCUGUCUCCUAGCAACCCUGAUGGGCGAGGACGUUUGGUCGUACGCCAAGAAGCUGCCACACUUGUUCCAGCAGGGCGGCGUCUUCUACAACAUCGUCAAGAAAGACAUGGGCCUCAUGGACGGGAAGCAUUGCACGCUGCCUCACCUGACGGGGAAAACCUUCGUCUACAACGCGGCGGAGGAGCGGCUGGAGCUCUGCGUGGACGCCGCGGGUCACUUCCCGGUCGGACCGGACGUGGAGGAGCUGGUGAGGGAGGCGGUGCUGCAGUUGCGCUCCGAGGCAGCCACUAGGGGCAGCAGAGAGGGUAGCCCGUCCCACGGCGUCCUGCGGCUGGGCAGCGGCGGCGUCGUCCGCAAGAAGGAGCAGCUGCAGAGCGUCACUGCCUUCCAGGGCAAAGGUCACUCCCUAGGGAGCGCCGGAGGCUCCUCCCCUCUGGAGCAGCGGCCAAUCACGCGGCAGCACAGCAGCGGCGUGGACCUGAGCGCCAGCGUGUCCAAAGGAGCGCCGGACCUGUCGGACAUUCCCGAGGACGCCACCAGAGAGCUGGUCCGCAUGGCGCCCGGCUUCGUGGCCAGCAGGGACGGCCGCGCUCCCGACCCGGGUCUGAUGGAGCAGCAGCGCCGCAAGCUGCAGGAGAUGGUGUCCUCCAUUCAGGCCUCCAUGGAGCGCCACCUGAAGGAGCAGCAGGGUGCUGCAGGUGCUGCGGGCGGGGCCAGCCAGGAGCGAACUGCUGGGACCAAACCCGGCACCGCGGCCGCCACGGGGGGCAAACCGGAGGAGCCAGAGGAGAUGGAGAGCCAGGACGCUGGGCAGGGCAACGCCAGCGAACCCAUGGACCACUCCUGAUGGCGCCGCCGCCGC